Gasterosteus aculeatus aculeatus (three-spined stickleback) is the source of this 3166-nucleotide messenger RNA. RefSeq names its product translocase of outer mitochondrial membrane 70 homolog A (S. cerevisiae) (gene tomm70). Gene Ontology annotation, cellular component: mitochondrial outer membrane. Gene Ontology annotation, molecular function: protein binding; transmembrane protein transporter activity. The record is from RefSeq and is a predicted model, not a curated record. Gene Ontology annotation, biological process: protein insertion into mitochondrial inner membrane; protein import into mitochondrial matrix. Lineage: Eukaryota; Metazoa; Chordata; Actinopteri; Perciformes; Gasterosteidae.
GCCCCUCGGUGAGUCCGUGACCUCGGCAGCACAGGAAGAAGAACACGCCGCGGCGCCCGCUCACGCUGUCCCGUUGGUGGUAACUGGCUGGCUAACUAUCGCUUGGUUGUAGAUCAUGGCUGCUUCCAAGCCAGUCGAGCCGCAGUCCGGGACCGGACUCCCCCGCUGGCAGCUGGCCCUGUUGGUCGGGACCCCGAUAGUCCUGGGGGUCGGGGCGGUGUACCUCUGGAACCGCGGCCGGACGAAGGACGGCAAGCGGAACGGGGAGCGCAAGACGCCAGAAGGCAGCGCCAGCCCGGUGCAGGGCCAAGACGGCGCACCCCCCGCUAGCCGAGAGCAGGAGAACAUGAGUCCGUUGGAUCGAGCCCAAGCAGCCAAGAACAAGGGAAACAAGUACUUCAAGGCCGGCAAGUACGAGAACGCCAUCCAGUGCUACACGGAGGCCAUCGGCCUCUGCCCCACCGAGCAGAAGACCGACCUGUCCACGUUUUACCAGAACAGAGCGGCAGCCUACGAGCAGCAGAUGAAAUGGACAGAAGUGGUUCACGACUGCUGUCAGGCCGUGGAGAUGAAUCCUCGCUACGUGAAGGCCCUGUUCAGAAGAGCCAAAGCGCUGGAAAAGCUAGACAACAAGAGAGAAUGUCUAGAAGACGUCACAGCGGUUUGCAUCCUCGAGGCCUUCCAGAACCAGCAGAGCAUGUUGCUAGCGGACAAGGUGCUGAAGCAGCUGGGGAAGGAGAAGGCCAAAGAUAAAUACAAGAACCGCGAGCCGAUGAUGCCUUCGCCUCAGUUCAUCAAAUCCUACUUCAGCUCCUUCACCGAUGACAUCAUCUCACAGCCGCUGCAGAAGGGCGAGAAGAAGGACGAAGACAAGGACAAAGAGGGCGAGGCGGCUGAGGUCACUGAGAGCUCCGGGUACCUGAAGGCCAAGCAGUACAUGGAAGAGGAGAACUACGACAAGAUCAUCAGCGAGUGCACCAAGGAGGUCGACUCCGGGGGCCGAUACACCGCGGAGGCCCUGCUGCUGCGGGCCACCUUCUACCUGCUGAUCGGAAACGCCACCGCCGCCCAACCCGACCUGGACCGGGUGAUCACCAUGCAGGACGCCAACGUGAAGCUACGAGCCAACGCUCUGAUCAAGAGGGGGAGCAUGUACAUGCAGCAGCAGCAGCCCAUGCUCUCCACGCAAGACUUCAACAUGGCCGCCGAAAUCGACACGAGCAACCCCGACGUCUACCACCACAGGGGCCAGCUGAAGAUCCUGCUGGACCAGGUGGACGAGGCGGUGGGAGACUUCGACGAGUGCAUCGUGCUGAGACCCGACUCCGCUCUCGCUCAGGCCCAGAAAUGCUUCGCUCUGUACAGACAAGCGUACACAGGAAACAACCCGUCUCAGGUCCAGACGGCCAUGGACGGCUUCGAGGACGUCAUCAGGAGGUUCCCCAAGUGUGCCGAGGGCUACGCUCUCUACGCUCAGGCUUUGACCGAUCAGCAGCAGUUUGGGAAAGCGGACGAGAUGUACGACAAGUGCAUCGUGCUGGAACCAGACAACGCCACCACAUACGUCCACAAGGGUUUAUUACAGCUUCAAUGGAAACAAGACCUCGACUUGGGGCUUGAACUCAUCAGCAAGGCCAUCGAGAUUGACAACAAAUGUGACUUUGCUUAUGAGACCAUGGGAACCAUCGAGGUUCAAAGGGGGAAUCUGGACCGGGCGAUAGACAUGUUCAACAAGGCCAUCAACCUGGCCAAGUCCGAGAUGGAGAUGGCCCAUUUGUACUCGUUGUGCGACGCGGCGUACGCGCAGACCGAGGUGGCGAGGAAGUACGGCCUGAAGCCGCCGACGCUGUAACGCCUCGCUUGGAUUCCCGUCGCCAAACUGGACCUCCGUCGCUCCACCCAACUACGUCAACAUGCAACUUCGCUUCUGGUUUGCAAAAAAAAAAAAAAAAAAGUACUGGAUGAUGAAAGGAAAAAGUAAGACCCCUGAGAUAAUAGAUAUAUAUAAAUAAACAAAUGUGUUUACAUCACAUCAAAGGGGGUUUCAAGCCUUUUUGUUGCCCAGACACUUACAUGGAAGUCCAUGUAUUCCUGUCUAAAUUAAUAGUAACUAUGCGACAUGUAAGUGAACGGAAACCUGCCCAGUUUGUUGAAAACUGACUCUUUUAAAUCUACAGAGAUACUUUGGGAGCUUUACGUAGUUUGAAUGUUCACUCGUUAAUUUAUGCGGAUCUAAAGUGUUGAUGUUUCUGUUUUUCCCUCCUGUCAUGUGUAACUACGCUAUCGGUUCUGAAUGCAAGAUUAAAAGUAUAGUCCAACGUGAAAUGUGUGUUUGUAAUGCUGGAGUUGUUCCCAUGGAUACGGGGCUACAGAGAGGUUUAGUUUUUUUUUUUUAAUCAUGGGACGGCCUGUUUCCUUAUUUUCACCACCUCGGUGCAGCAUGCUCACUCUAUGAAUACGUGCACGUGCGACGCUCGUGCAUCUUGAACACUAGGAAAACCCAACGAAGGCCGACUGUUUGGGGGAAAAAACACUUUUGAUUAGAAAGAAAACACGUCUUUAGUUUUUUGGAAAUGUGAUUUUUGAAUUGCGUCUUGUGUCAGAACAUAAUGUCACAAGGGAUUGGAUAUUCAGUGUUUUUUUUCCUAGCUUGUUCUUAAUAGGUUUUUUUUUCUAUUGUAAAUGUUUAUUUGUCAUGUCUCAUUUGACAGAGUAAGAGAUUGGUUUUAUUUUUCUGUCCUUUUCAGAUUUAUAUUCUCAUAACAAGCCUUAUUGUUUCUAAUCUCAUGCAUCUUUUGAGUAUGAAGCGUCCGACCUUGUUCUCAAGUAGCAUCCCUACUUUGUAUGAAUGGAAAAUAAAAUCAGCCACCACUGCUAAAUGUUUGUAAUGUUUAGAAAAAUACUAAUAUUCUUUGACGGGAAUUCAUUUGGCGCUGGUUACGGACACAUUUUCCCGAACGUGUGGCGAACGCUUCGUUUCAGCUGUUGACAACUUCUCCAUGAAACCUUUUGAGAAUCAAGCUGCAAGAAUGUGACGUAAUAAUCAUCAGAUAACUACAUAAUAUUGGCUGUUCAAUUGAAACGACACUGACGUUCAUCAAUAUUUGUGGGGACCAAAGUGAAAGCGAAUCCCUAAUAAAGAUAUAAUUCCUGGAAUGAAUUUUGA